Messenger RNA from Juglans regia (Persian walnut), 1379 nucleotides. RefSeq names its product eukaryotic translation initiation factor 6-2. Gene Ontology annotation, molecular function: ribosomal large subunit binding. The transcript has 8 exons. Lineage: Eukaryota; Viridiplantae; Streptophyta; Magnoliopsida; Fagales; Juglandaceae. Gene Ontology annotation, biological process: assembly of large subunit precursor of preribosome; maturation of 5.8S rRNA; cytosolic ribosome assembly. Gene Ontology annotation, cellular component: cytosol; preribosome, large subunit precursor; nucleolus. Bases 264 to 1001 code for a protein of 245 amino acids. The record is from RefSeq and is a predicted model, not a curated record.
AAUCAUUGGAAAGCUCCUAAUAGCAAAGAAGAGAGACAAACCAUAGUGAAUCCGUGAGUUGCCCGAGCGUUUUAAGCUUAUCCUCAUCUAACCCUAGCCGCCCCCUCCCCCUUCCCUCCUCCCCACGUCUCUUUGACGUUGAUUUCAACAUUUCUUUGGUCUCUUCCGCUGAUUCAGUGUAAGAUAUUGAAGAGUUGGAGCUUGGAGUCGACAUAGUUCUGAUUACGAAUAAAGUUUGCAGGUGUAAGUUUUGAGGUUUCAUUAUGGCGACCAGGCUUCAGUUUGAGAACUCAUGCGAUAUGGGUGUAUUUUCUAAGCUCACCAACGCCUACUGUUUGGUUGCUAUUGGUGGUUCUGAGAAUUUCUAUAGUGCAUUUGAGACUGAGUUAGCAGAUGCAAUCCCUGUGGUUAAGACCUCCAUUGGCGGCACUCGCAUUAUUGGACGCCUUUGUGCAGGAAACAAAAACGGGCUUCUCUUGCCCCACACCACCACUGACCAAGAGCUUCAGCACUUGAGAAACAGUCUACCUGAUCAAGUAGUCGUUCAGCGCAUAGAGGAGAGACUGUCUGCUCUGGGAAAUUGUAUAGCUUGCAACGACCAUGUUGCCCUUACACACACAGAUCUCGACAAGGAAACAGAGGAGAUGAUUGCAGAUGUUCUUGGAGUAGAAGUUUUCAGGCAGACAAUUGCUGGCAAUGUUCUUGUGGGCAGCUACUGUGCCUUCUCUAACAGAGGUGGUUUGGUUCAUCCCCAUACUUCUAUUGAAGACUUAGAUGAACUUUCAACACUUCUUCAGGUCCCAUUGGUGGCUGGGACUGUGAACCGUGGUAGUGAAGUGAUAGCUGCUGGCAUGACAGUGAAUGACUGGACAGCAUUCUGUGGUUCGGAUACUACAGCAACAGAACUCUCUGUCAUCGAGAGUGUUUUCAAACUGAGGGAAGCCCAGCCUAGCGCCAUUGUAGAUGAGAUGAGGAAAUCAUUGAUUGACAGCUAUGUCUGAGGCAUGUAUCUCAUCCUUCAGCCCAAGAACCGAUAUCAAAUGGUUGAAUUCGGAGAACUUGUUACUCUAGACUUGUUUGGCAGUUAUACUUAUAAAAAAAAAAACGACUUUUUGGCAGUUAUUUCAUUUUCCUGAUACGGUAAUGCCUGUCCCAAAGCAUAACUGUUGAAUUAUGGUACUUUGUUUGUUGAAAUUGGGCAGUUUUGUUUGUUAUUGAAAUAACUUCAAAUAUAUAGAACCCUUGACUUGUUUAGAAAAUGGCUGCUACAUCAUAUGAGAGCCGAGAUGAUGGUGUCUUGUGAUGUAUAUUUUAGGGUUCUAGGUUGAACUCAUUGUAAAAUUGUUAGCUUCUGAUUAGAAGAGGGGCUAAAACCUGAA